Messenger RNA from Rotaria sp. Silwood1, 3045 nucleotides. The record is from the annotation of a GenBank genome assembly. Lineage: Eukaryota; Metazoa; Rotifera; Eurotatoria; Philodinida; Philodinidae.
UUUUUUUUAAUGUAACAAAAAAGUUAUGCGAGUGAUCACUACUAUAAUGAGACUAACUGUUUACUCAGUGCUAUUUCUAUUAAUCGAUAGCUUAUUUUCAAAAUAAUUGAUAAAUAUCAACUACUUCGGCUGUUUUGUUUUGUUUUCCACCCUCCUGUGUACUAUAAAGUUAUUCCAGCUCACUUGAGUGACAUUUUCAAAUAUAUAUCUAGUGAAAAAUAUCGCAUAUUUCCAUUCAUUUAACUAACCUAGAUAACCUUCGAAAUGAGAAGUUGAAUAAUUGUAAACAAAAAAGAUAGCUCUGAUUGAGUCAGUGAAAUGCAUACAUGAAUGGACUAACAUGGCAUCUUGUCGAGCAUCUUAAAUCCAUGGAAAUUGAUAAAUAAACUGACUUAUUAAAAUCUUGACUUGUGAUAAUUAUUCAGUAAUAAUGGUUUUUCAUUCUCAAAGGUGUGCUGCAAUAGCAAGUAAUAAAAAUGUCGACAAUACUUCUCUCGUAAAUACAUGCACAGUGAUGAAAACCCAAGUAAAAUAAGAAGCCUUAACUCAUGUGCUUUAAACUGAUAAUAUUUUAAAAUUGUACUUGCUAUUCGGCAUGUUGUCAACGAAAAUUUUUACGUAGAUAGAGAGAUAUUCAUAGGUUCAAGUUUUGAUUUUAACGACCACGAUUGAUGAUGAUGUUCUACAUCAAACCAUAGAUGAAGUCCGCUUUAAAAUACGAAAGAUACAAUUUGUUUUCAGUUUUUGAUUAAAAAAAUUUUUUUCAAGUUUAAAUUAUAAAUUGUGUACUCGAUUUGAGCUUUGUUCUAAGGAUAACAUAUAGUUUAUCAUUCAAUAAUUAGACUUGUAGUGCUUAAAUGCUGUGCUUCUACAAGUAAUUAACUGUUUUUGUGGAAGGUAUAGUGUUCAAUUUAUUUCGAAUCGUGUACGUCCUUUUCAUUUUAUUUUGUUACGGAAGGAAGAUACACAAGGAAAUACUCAAACCCAAAAAGAAAAUCUAAUAGACAAAUCUCUUUUCUAUAUUUCCUAGGCAUACACAUCAUCUCUAUAUUUCCUAUCGGAUGUACAUAAGAAACAAACUUGCAAAAUCUGCACGAAGUGCUCUAACCACUUAUAUAAAUUUUCGAAAAAGGAAUCAUAGAAGAAGACACUUUAGAAAUUAAAAAGCAUAUUUGUAUAUUAGCGUGAUUGAAAAAGAACUUUGCUGAACGCUUUUAUUGCAUAACAAAAAAGAAAGGCGAAAACAGUACAUGACAUUUGAUAAAUUGUAAUACCUAUAUAAUAAGUGAUAAAAGAUAAGCAGCAUUUAAUAUUAUAAAUUAUAGACUAAUAAUACUAAAUAAAUGAAAACUAUUUCCAAAACAGUUUGCAAAAGAUUUUAAAAAAAUUUUAAAACAUAUACAAUUUAUUUUGUGCAAGUUUAUCUUCACACAAGAAUAUAAAUAAUAGCAAAUAAAAUACAUUUUAUACAGAAACGUUCUAUGGAUAAAUGCAUUUGAACAUUAGAUAUGAAGUCACGAUCCAUAUAGACUUUCUGUUUCAUUCGACAGUGAUUGUGGUCACAUGUGGCUUAAUGGUACGUAUACUUGAUUCUAAAUCGCUAGUUCACUUGUUCUAAUCUCAUUUCUAUCAUUUUAGAUAAAUCAACAUUUCAACAUUCCGUUGGCCUAUAAUGAGGCAAAGACCAUCGUUAGAGGGUAUCGAUGGCGACUCAGAUUAAACCUGAGACGGAUUGUAAUAUUUUUUUAAAAUUUUAAAUACUGAAUCUAACGCGUCUAGACGCGAUUCAAUUUAUAAUCGCGUCUAACCGCAACUUAGUUUGGAACCGCGUCCCCAGUGAAACAUUUCCUGCGUCUGAACGCGAUUGGAGAAAAUUGCGUCUAGACGCGAUUCAGUUUAGAACCGCGUCUCCAGUGAAACAUUUCUUGCGUCUAGACGCGACUUUUUCCAACCGCGUUUAGACGCGAUUUUCUUCAACCGCGUCUAGACGCAGCAAAUGUUUCACUGGAGACGCGUUUUUGUGCGUUUCUCUGCUGCAUUUUACACGCAACAAAACGCAACUCAGACGCGUUUUUAUCGAAAAAAAAUUUACAUGGGAUAAGAAACACUAGGUAUUUGACAGUAUUUUUUAAUUAUUGAAAAGAAGUGUAUUUUUAGCUCUUCAACAGAUUCAUCUAUAGCACACAUUAUUAGCUAUACUUCUCAUCAACCGUUGGUUACAAAUCAUCGAGUACAACAAAUUCUAGCCUAUCAACGUAGCAUACACGGGUUAUUUUCUGGUUUUGGUUCAAGUAUUCAUCAACAUACUAUAUCAUCGUCUAUAUCUACCAGUACUGUUCGUUCAAACUUUUCAGAUCCUCUUGAUAAAAAUAUUGAUACGACUCAACAACACAUAAUCCCAUUUGAUUCAGAAGAUUUAGAUGACAAUGAUGGCGAUUGGCAAUCAAUAGCUUCUGAUACGGAAGAAAAUGAUGAUGAACCAUCUGACAACAACAACGAGAUGCAAUCUGAUAGAAAUUUUCACAGUCAUAAAAGAAGUGGAUCCUCCUCGUCAUCAAGAACAUCCACUAGUUCCGGUACAAGUUAUGAAGAUGAAGAAGAAGACAUCAAUUCGAAUAAUACUCGUAUGCAUACCAGUUUAGAAAUUGUUGUACUUCUCUCAUUAUUUCGACAUCGUCAUUCAUUAUCAAAAUCUUGUCUCACCGAUAUGUGUCGUUUAUUACGUCUACUUGGCGUGCCAAAUGUCCCUGUUGAUUAUAGAUCGAUCUAUAAAUUAAUUAAUCCAUGUGGUAAUUCAAUGUUUCAACCGAAAUUUACCGUUGUUUGUCCUACAUGCCAUAGAGUUAGUAUGAAUAUGAAAAAAUGUCCGAUAACACAUUGUACCAGUCAUGCCGGCUACAUUCGAGCACCGACUGUGAAUUAUACAUUUAAACUUCGUAAACAAAUUAAAUCUAUUUUAGAACGUGUACCUUUGACACGUAUUGAAACAAAUGAUGGCCAUAUGACUGAUGUCAUUGAUGGACUUGCGCACGCGCAUAUUCACAC